Molecule: messenger RNA, 695 nt
Organism: Notechis scutatus (mainland tiger snake)
Lineage: Eukaryota; Metazoa; Chordata; Lepidosauria; Squamata; Elapidae
Source: RefSeq, a predicted model, not a curated record
AAGUCGUCUUUUUUGCAUUGGUUCUUCCUGCAGCGCCGGUGGGCGUAGCCGUGUAACCGUGGCGGCGAAGAGAAAGCCCCGCUGCUAAACUCGGAAGGUGGCAGGGAGGCGGCUUUGUCUCCGGGGCCGCUUCCCUCCCGUCCGGGGCGGCAAUUGGAGCAGAAAAGAGCGAGCGAGUCAAGCGGCGGCGACGACGACGGCGUCGCAGGUGGAGAAAGAGGGCAUGGCGGACAAGGACUCUCCGAGCGCCAGGGAGCUCUCUCAGUUUGCAGAAAAUCUCCUACAACAGCUGCACGAAAACUUUGAAGAUCUGACUGAUAAAUUAUCUCUACAAAUGGAUGAGAUGGGUGAACGAAUAAAUGAUUUGGAAAAACAUGUUGCUGAACUAAUGGCUGAAGCUGGAAUAGAAAAUACUAGUGAAGAUUCUGAACGCAGAAGAGCACAGCUAGCUUAUGGCAGGAACUGAAGGCAUCAAAGAAACCCUGCACACAACAUGAAGAUUUUUAAAAUAAUAUUCCUAGAAUAGGAGGCCCUUUCCUUCAUGGCUUAACUAUUGUAACACAUCCUACAUGGAACUGCCCUUGAAGAUUAUGCAGAAACUUCAACUGAUCCAGAAUGCAGAGUAAGGGCAAUAAUAGAUAUGCUUUGAUAUGCCCACGUAAUAGCCCUGCUUUGUGAACUGCUCUGAUGAUAAU